This is a messenger RNA of Acanthochromis polyacanthus (spiny chromis), 533 nucleotides long. RefSeq names its product natriuretic peptide B (gene nppb). Gene Ontology annotation, biological process: cGMP biosynthetic process; negative regulation of systemic arterial blood pressure; receptor guanylyl cyclase signaling pathway. Gene Ontology annotation, molecular function: hormone activity; hormone receptor binding. The transcript has 2 exons. The coding region runs from base 93 to 533 and encodes 146 amino acids. Gene Ontology annotation, cellular component: extracellular region; nucleus; cytoplasm. NCBI's taxonomy places the organism in Eukaryota, Metazoa, Chordata, Actinopteri, Pomacentridae. The record is from RefSeq and is a predicted model, not a curated record.
GGCUCCAGCAUCCAAACAGCUACUAGGUAGAGAAGCAAAAGAAUAUAUAUCGAUCUAUUCAUCCUUUAUCCGUCAUCCAUCAAGACACCAAAAUGAACACCAGCAGCUCACAUAGAAACAUGCAUCUGUCUUCCAUUCUGCUCUUCGGCCUCCUCCUCAUCUUAAACCUGCCGUUGUCCAGUGCAUAUCCCAUCAGCAGUGGCUUGAGUGAUGCUGAUAUGGGCACCUUAAAAAUGCUUCUUCAUAGACUGGAGGAGUCAAUUUCAGAGCAGCCUACAAUGGACCAGAGAAAUCCUGCAGACGAGGACAGUCUGGAUGGACUGAGCAAAGAGAAUGCAGCAGAUAGACAUAAUCCACAACCUCAACUGAACGAGGCAGUCAUCAGGGAGUUUCUGUCAGUCAAGAACUUGAAGAGCCUCGGAAAGGACUCAUCCAGGAGAUCUUCUGGCUGCUUCGGGCGACGGAUGGACAGAAUAGACUCCAUGAGCUCUUUGGGGUGCAACAUUGUUGGCAGGAACAGUAAGUUCCACUAA